This is a messenger RNA of Myripristis murdjan (pinecone soldierfish), 3794 nucleotides long. RefSeq names its product TAO kinase 3b (gene taok3b). The record is from RefSeq and is a predicted model, not a curated record. Gene Ontology annotation, cellular component: cytoplasm. The coding region runs from base 720 to 2036 and encodes 438 amino acids. The transcript is spliced from 8 exons. Gene Ontology annotation, molecular function: protein serine/threonine kinase activity. NCBI's taxonomy places the organism in Eukaryota, Metazoa, Chordata, Actinopteri, Holocentriformes, Holocentridae. Gene Ontology annotation, biological process: protein phosphorylation; regulation of cytoskeleton organization.
AUCAUCAAGCGACACAUUCGAAGGAAAAACAUGUGCCUUUCUUGAUUCCAGUGUUUUUAAAUAUGGUAUCACACGCGAUCAUGAGAACACGGGGAACCUAUUUUUCCUCACAAACAUCUCGUGUACUCUGAAAUGGAAAAGAAGAGUGGGAGUAAUCUGUCCUUUUAAAUGUAUUCAGCAUCUACUUUUCUCUGAUUUUCAAUGAUAGGCAUUGCAUAAUUCACCCUUACACACCGGAGCCAUUUGGUUCCUCCUCCUUGGGAAGUGGGGGACGCCAGAAAAACGACUCGGCUACAUCCAGCAGCUGCCUUCUCGGCGGUGCCUGCAAUUGCUCGCCAAUGCCCUGUUCUUUCUUAGGAAGUACUUGCAGACAGAGGCAUUAGAACCAACAGGGGAAGGAUGCAUUUGACGCUGGAUGUGUGCUGCAUUCAGGGAGAUUCGGCAGUUAUCGCAGCUAAAGCAGGAGCAACGAGCGCGGAGGGCCUGGGAAGCACCCACCUCCUCUCUCUCCUCUUUUUCCUCCCCCCCUGCAGGACCAUGCUUGCGUGAGGGAUGAGGCUGUGCACAGGGACACCAGGCCAGAGCUGCGGCCUACUUCUUCUCACAAGAGUCGGGCUCUCGACUGCAAGAUCUGUGAACACAUUGCCACCAUCAAAUCAGCAUCUUUGGUCAUCAGGUAGAUCCAGGAGCAUGAGCAGGACUUUGAGCUGCGGUAGCAGAUGUCUGGGUAUAAGCGCAUGCGGCGGCAGCACCAGAAGCAGCUGAUCGCCCUGGAAAACAGGCUAAAGGCUGAAAUGGAUGAGCAUAGGCUGCGGCUGCAGAAGGAAUUAGAGACACAUGCUAACAACACUUACAUUGAACUGGAAAGACUGGCCAAACGCCACGCUGCCCAAACAGACAAAGAGAUGAAGUCAGCUGCAGCUGAGGAGAGGAGGAUCCAGCAACAGAUUGUUGCUCAGCAAAAGAAGGAGCUGACUACCUUCUUAGACAACCAGAAAAAGGAGUACAGGCUUUGCAAAGACAAGAUCAAAGAAGAAAUGAACGAAGACCCUAGUAUAGUCAAGGAGGAGAAACAGGAACGUCUGUCCAGGCACAAAGAAACAAUGCAACGCUCUCAGGCUGAGGAUGAAGCCCAUUUUCUGUCCCAGCAGAGGCUGGUCUACGACAGGAGCUGUAGGGCCCUCAAACGCCGGACAUUGGUCAGGAGACAUGAGUUUGAGCAGGAACAAAUGAGAGAGGAGCUGAACAAGAAGAGGACCCAGAAGGAGAUGGAACAUGCCCUGAUGAUCCGACAGGAUGAGUCCACCCAGGAGCUGGAGCGCAGGCAGCUGCAGACACUGCAGAGGCUACGAGUGGAACUCAUCCGACUGCAGCACCAGACAGAGCUUGAAAACCAAGAGGAGUACAACGGCCGACGGCAGAGAGAACUACACAGGAAACACAGCCUGGAGCAGCGGCAGCAGCCCAGAAACCUCAAGACACUGGAGAUGCAGAUUAAGAAACAGUUCCAGGAUACAUGCAAGGUGCAGAACAAGCAGUACAAAGCGCUUAGGAACCAUCAGCUCGAAGUCUCUCCUAAAGGCGAUCAUAAGGCCAUUCUGAAGACCCUAAAAGAGGAGCAGACACGGAAGCUGGCUGUGCUGGCUGAGCAGUAUGAGCAGAGCAUCAACGAGAUGAUGGCUUCACAAGCGAUGCGUUUAGAAGCAGAGCAGGAGACAGAGUGUCAUGCUCUGAAGCAGCAGCUGAAGCAAGAGAUGGAGCUCCUGGACGCCUACCAGAGCAAAACCAAGUCACAGAUGGAGACCCAACAUGAACGAGAGCAGCAGAAGCUUGAGCAGAAGGUCUCCAUACGCAGAGCCCACCUUGAACAGAAGAUUGAAGAGGAACUGGCCUCACUUCAGAAGGAACGUACUGAAAGAAUUAAGCACCUGUUUGAACGCCAGGAGAGAGAGAUCGAAGCUUUUGAUGCAGACAGCACUAGGCUUGGGUUUGGAAGCUUGGGAUCUCUGGACUUCCCCAAAGAGGACAACAGAUGAAAGUGGAUGUAUCUUUUUGGGACAAUUUUACAGUGCACAUUUGUGCCCUUUCAUGUCCACUUGACCACUGUCACACCCACCGUGACAAAGCUGGAAUACUCUCAUUCUUGCUUUCUCCUAUCUUAGAUAUUGCAUCUCAGAAUCAAGGUGUUAUGUGCAAUGAGAACCUCUUUUGUGAAACUUGAAGGGGGAAAUUAAAACAACAUAUUCUACAACAUGUCAAUAAAAUCAAACCUAGUCAGUGUAACUCAAAAAAUGUGUUGGAAAAAAAACAAAACAAAUUUAAACACAAAAUUCUUACAGCCUCUUUCCUCCAUGCCAUUUCCUCCUUUUGGUAUGAAUUGAAUAAAUCAGGAUUUUUAGUAAAAAUGGGCACUUUGAUAUGUUUAGGUAUAAACCCAUCAUGUUCAUAUGAUGCUUAAUGCGUGUGUUACAUUGAGGGACAUUGUGGAAUGUGAGCUGCGGACUUCACCGUGGUGUUAAGCUGCUUUGUCAAGUUUUUUUCUUUUUUUUUUUUUUCUUUUUUUAAUGUUUGUUGUUUUGUUUUGUGUUGUUUUGUUGAUUUUUUUUUUUUGUCAGAAUGUGAAUAAUACUGGGGUCAUUGGAUGAAGUCAGCUUUUUCUUUUAUUUAUUUAUUUAUUUAUUUUUAUUCUAUUUUAUUUUAUUUAUUAUUUUUGUCCUACUUCCAUAUUGUGCUUAUGCAUACAGUAUACUGUGGUCCCACACUUUUUGAGGCAACAGUUUGAACCUUUUCAUUAUUUGGUAUGUAGGAUCAAUUGGCAUUAGUUUGCUCAACCUGUUUAUCUUAUCACAAUUCAAGAUCCCACUUGGUAAAACUGCUUAUUAUUGCAUGCACUUUAAGGACAAAUUCAGGUUGUGAAGUGAAGCAUGAAUCUGUCAGAGAUUUUAGCUGUUUGUAAAUAAAAGUGGUCAUAGCAUCUUUGUUUCAAGCCUAUGGAUACUGGACAUAAGCGCCAUAUUUGAUAUGAUAAUUUCACAAAUGCCUUUAUUUAAGUUGUGCCUAUGAAGCAGAUUUUAGUUAUGUGUUUUUUAUAUCUAUAUUUUAUUUAACAAGGCCGGCACCAUUUUUUGUUCUCUCUGAAUUUGUGAAUCAUUUAAUGUUCACUAAUCAAAGUUCUUGUAAAGGAAAAUGGUGAGAAUUGUGCUGUAUAACUUUUGAUAUGAAUAUUUGUACAUGAGAAUAUAGCUAGAACAUACAGAGACACUGGUCUAUUACUGAUAACAGAGCUUAAUGAUAAAGAUUUUGCUUCAUUUUUGUUUGAUUAUAAUAUAGACAUAUGAUCAUGCAAUAGCUCAAUAUAUUGCUAAGUCAAACCACUAGACUAUCAGAUUGUAUAAAUGCUGUUUAAUGGAAUCACAGACUUCCUGUUAGUACAAUGAUCUUUUUCAGAUCUGUGGUUAUCCAGAAGUGAACCUAACAAGUUGUUAGUCUGGGUUGCAUUCGAGUAAUUUGUGUACAAUGAUCAGAUUUACAUAUUAAUUGCAGUGUUCAUUAUUGUCAUUGAACAAGUUGCACAAUGUUUCCAUUAUACUGAAUGGAAAGAGAAUUGUUUGGUGCUUAAUUUCUCAUACCACCUUUAGCCUUGUAGUUUUUUGUCUGGCAGUGAAGACUGGAUAAUUCAAAGUGGAAGCGUGAAGCAUUUUGAAACCCCUCUUGAGUCAAAAUACUAUCAGGUUUUUCAAACACUCGUGACAUAUUCAGAGUACACCCCCUGCAAUGACACCCUCUAAAAAUGA